Messenger RNA from Diabrotica virgifera virgifera (western corn rootworm), 2226 nucleotides. Its product is annotated as zinc finger MYM-type protein 5-like. The transcript has 2 exons. The coding region runs from base 809 to 1672 and encodes 287 amino acids. Lineage: Eukaryota; Metazoa; Arthropoda; Insecta; Coleoptera; Chrysomelidae. The record is from RefSeq and is a predicted model, not a curated record.
UCGCUCUGAUACUCAUUUAGUAUCUGUCUGUCAUUCAGUUUAGUAGUUUUUGUGCAACGACGAAAUGGUUUUUAAUUACAAGCAGUGAAUGUUUUAACAGUCGUGGUUUGGACUGGAACUCUUGAUUGUUUUGUUGGCUGAUCCUACUCGUGCUACCUUGGUCAUUAUAUAGAUAUGGGACCAAAAAAACCUUCCGGGAGCGAGUUCAAAAAAAUUAGAAAUAGAAAAGAACAAGAUAACAAAAAAUUAGCAUCUGCACUAGGAAAUUGGCUGAAGAAUGAAAAUACCAGUCAUAACCCAGGUCCUUCUGAGCCUCAAAUUCAAGACGAAGAAGAAGACGACGAAGAAGUUCAUGGUAGAGAGACGCACACCGAAGACUUUUGCAAGAGUAAUAUGGUUUUGGAGGACCCCACUAGCCACAUCACUCCCAUUGAGAUCGACACUAACUUAGAAGAAAGUAGUGGAAAUUGUAGUUCCCAACAAAUAGAGUACGAAGAUCCCAGAAAAUGGCCGACAAAUUUUAGAUUGGACACAGUUCGUUGUAAAAUUGUAGAAAAAGGCCCUCAAAUGAUUAAUUUGGAAAACCACAUGUUUCCUUAUUCUGAUGAUGGACGACGCUUCUCUCAGAAAUGGGUUUACAAAACUCUACCGAACGGGGAAAAUGUGAAAAGACAAUGGUUAUUGUAUAGCCAAUCUAAGGACGUCCUGUUUUGUUUCCCCUGUCUUCUUUUUUCAAAAGACGAUAAAAAGGACAAAUCUGUGUUUUUAAUAUUGAAGAGGGAUUCAACGAUUGGAGACACCUAAACCCAUGCAUUGUCAAUCACGAAAGGUCAAUACUUCAUCGAGAUUCUUACAUUCUAUGGAAAGAGUUAGAAAUAGGCUUAAAAACAGGCAAGUCUGUUGCGCAGGACAUCAAAAGCUAAUACAAGCUGAAACAGACAAGUGGACCAACAUUCUAAAGUGUAUUGUGGAUGUUAUUCUUCACUGUGCUAGGAAUAACUUAGCUUUAAGAGGUGGAUCGGACUUGAUUGGUGACAGCAACUGUGGUGUGUUUCUGAGUACCUUAGAGCUUAUUAGUCAUUAUAAUCCUCAACUAGCUAAACACAUAGAAACAGUUAAACAUGGAAAGAAUGUCACUAGCUAUUUUUCUCCCCUUAUUCAAAAUAAAGUCAUAGACCUCUUGGGAAGUAAUGUCAGAUCAGAAAUAUUGAGGAAGGUAAAACGUGCAAAGUAUUUCUCCAUCAUGUUCGACUGCACCCCAGACACAGCUCAUUUAGAGCAGAUGAGCCAAGUAAUCAGAUAUGUUACUAUCGAGGAUGGUAAAUGCUCUGUUGAAGAGAGCUUUGUUGACUUCGUCAUAACUCACCAGAAGACAGGAAGAGGGAUAUCUCAAGAAAUCUUGGAAAAACUUAAAACUGAUGACUUGGAUAUACAGAACUGUCGUGGACAAGGAUUCGACAACGGAUCAAACAUGGCCGGAAAAUAUGAAGGCGUUCAAGCACACAUAUCCCAGUUAAAUGACCUGGCAACAUUUGUGCCUCGUGCGGCACACAGCCUAAAUCUCGUAGGCGUGCGUGCUGCAGAAGUUUCAGUAAUGAUGAAAACUUUUUUCGGAAAUCCAUGUGUCCGAAAGUGUCAUCCGAUUUUAGUUUUUUGUCUGGGAAGUCCUUAAGCCAGCAAUCCAUCUCUCACCUAGAAAAAUGUGCAGCCGAUUUCGGGUUGAAGUAUAGUAGGGAUGUAGAUACAGUUGAACUAGUCAACGAGGUUUCUUCAUUUAAAUACCAUGCAAAUGAGCUUUUUGAAAGUAUCGAAAAGGCAACGCAUUUGGAUAUUCUCACAGCGAUCUCAAAAUAUGGACUAAGAGAUGCCUACCCAAACAUUGAAGUAGCUAUAAGAAUAUUUUUGACCAUGCCUGUCAGUGUGGCAUCAUGUGAAAGAUCAUUCAGUAAACUCAAAAUUAUUAAAAACUAUUUGCGUUCCAGCAUGAAUGAAGCAAGACUGACAAAUCUUGCCAUUCUAUCUAUAGAAUACAACAUUGCUUCGAAAGUCGACUACAACGAUGUCAUAAAAGAGUUUGCAAAACUUAAAGCAAGAAAAGUUAAGUUUUAGUUGCCUAAAAUACCAUUCCAAACUAUGUAUGUUUUACUAAGUUCGACAGGUUAAUCUUUAUUUGUAGAAGAUUUUAUUGUAUUCUGUCAAUAUUAUAUUUCUAUGUAAAUAAAUAUG